AACAGGAGUUAUAGAGCGGAGCCGCAGAUAGGCUAAAAUCUCAGGUUAUUUAUCAGCUAGUCUGCAAAGAAGUGUCUAACGACUGGCUGUUGAGUUGUCCCAACAGACCGAUGGCUGCAGGAGGAGAAGGAGGCCGAGGCUGCAACCCCCUGGGGGCAGGGCCCUGGCUUUGCACGUCCGGUUCAAUUCCAGGGGCUUGGUGUCGCACCAGGAUCUCAUCGCGAUCCGCUGGGCCUGGUGGGGCGGGACGCUCCACCUGCGGACGGUCGCUGGCUGCUCGGCCGGCUCGGCGUCCGCAGCUGCAGCUCAGCCUGAGCGCUGCCCCCUGGCUCCCGGCUCCCUCCCGGAGACGCGCGGCCCCGAGGCACUUACGGGGCUCCGCCACCCGAGCGCUUCCCGCGGGGUCCACGGAGCUUCCGGACCUGCGAGUCCGGCCGCAGCGCCGCCCAGAAAAUGGACGCCGGCUGCUGGGCCCGAGCGCUCCGUUCCACCCCGUGCAGGCCGGAGGGCGGCUAGACCUCGAGCGGAUGCCCAGGCCUCAGGGAGGCUGCGGGUCGCGGGGCUCCAGCCCCCCGGUGCCACCGCUACAGAGUCGGCUGGGACAGGACUGCGGGGUCACAGAGCAGGCCCUGGGCACCGGGCGCAGGCCUCGGGAACCCAGGUCCUGUGCAGUUUGAGCAGCACCAAAUUCUCAGGAACAAGGUGUCACCUGUGGUUUCCCAUGACCGUCAGGGGAGGCCUAGAUUAUUCCCCAACAUGGUAUAAGAACUGUCUCACCCCAAAGAACGGACCCUCUUCCUCAAAUAAAGGCCACUGCCUG
Molecule: messenger RNA, 820 nt
Organism: Microtus oregoni (creeping vole)
Lineage: Eukaryota; Metazoa; Chordata; Mammalia; Rodentia; Cricetidae
Product: translation initiation factor IF-2-like
Exons: 2
Coding region: 111-677 (188 amino acids)
Source: RefSeq, a predicted model, not a curated record